Messenger RNA from Cryptotermes secundus, 8101 nucleotides. Its product is annotated as mucin-5AC. The record is from RefSeq and is a predicted model, not a curated record. Gene Ontology annotation, molecular function: serine-type endopeptidase inhibitor activity. Bases 1168 to 7176 code for a protein of 2002 amino acids. NCBI's taxonomy places the organism in Eukaryota, Metazoa, Arthropoda, Insecta, Blattodea, Kalotermitidae. The transcript is spliced from 6 exons.
AUUAUUUCUCUAAAUGUUUAUUAUUUCUUACUCUGCUUUCUCUUGUCGUCUGAAGACAUCAUUUUAAAAUCGAAUUACUCUCUUCUUACUUUACUCUUCAGGUUUUCAGUUUCACCCACGCAUAACGGAAUAUUUUGCACUACUAUGUAAAUAAAUUGUUAAUUUUGUAUUUUGCAUUAUGAUGCUAGAAAAUAAGUUGCUAAAGUCAGACUGAUUUAAUCUUCAAAAGGUGUAAUGAAGUAAAAAGACUGGUUUAUUUACAUUUUAGCAGUGGUAAAGUGACAUCACAAUAUCGUUAUAUUCCGGAGCAUUAUGUUAUGUUCUCUUUCUGAAGACCAUUUCACGUUUCAACGAGGCACGCAUCUUCAUUUCCCUACCUGCAACAGAAGGGGUCUCUGUAUCAAGGUCAACACCGUCAACACGGAUCGGAUGAAGGAACCGGCCGCAAUUCAUUCCAUGCAGCCAAUGUCAGUUCUAGCAAGGGUUGCUCGUGUGUUUCUUAUCGUGGCUGGUUGGCUUAGCAUGCAUGUACGAGUAGUCAUCUCUUCCUCACUCAUCUCUUAUAAUACCCAUAAUUCACAGGUGGGUAACAUGGAGGUCGGGUAGUGUGCGUACUUUUUUGUGCUGGAAAUCCGUUGCUUACUGAAACAUUUAGUAUGAGGUGCCAAGUGUUGAGUAUGUGUGCUCGAAUAACGCAGUUUUAUUGUAACUUGUAUUUGUGGAGGAAAAGUGUGUGGUAUUUGUGAAGGACAGAUUCGUUUGUUUGAAGUUGUGCUUCAGCUGGAUAUCUUAAUGGAGUGAAACCGACAUCAACUAUACCUGGUAAUGGAUUGUUUUUAUUGAAGCCUGACUGUAGUCACAUAAGAAUUUACAUUUCUGAUGAAGGUGAUGGCGUGGACAUAUGGGACGUACGACGUAACCUUCACGGGUUUGAAGUGUACGGUAUUCUUUUUGUAACGCCAUCUAGUUCUGAGGAAGACCGAUGUGGCGGAGGAAUACAUCGCCCCAUCCUCGACCUUGAAGACAGGGGGUGAAGUGUACUACCGAAACAAUGUUGGUGCUCCCGCUGGGAAAUGAUGAAAGCCCACAAAUUGCAACGGAGGAAAGAGCCGUGGGCUUCACGCAGUCUCCUGAGAGAGAGGCACUAUUGUGACGCGAGACGCAGCCAUGCCGAGGCGCUGGCUGCCCCUGCUACUAUGCUGCACUGCAGCACUUGCCCUGCCCUUCUCUGCCAAAGAGGAGGUUGACUCUGAGGAGUCACGGCGAGUCCUCGGGUCCAGUGUGGUGACAUCAGUGUCCGUGAUUAUGGACUUGGGAAAUGGUACAAAGAAGUACUUCGCAGAUGCUGCUGGACGUCCAGUACAAAAGCCUACAGCAGCAGCCAUGGUAGGAAGUCCAGCAGGCCUCCUAAAUCCUGAUCGCUAUGAAUUUUACACAUUCGAUGAAUCAGGGGACCUUGUCAAACGUCUCAUGACCCUGGAGGAAAUUCAGAGCAUUAUUGCUAAUGGUGAGACCGAACUUGGAGAAGCAGGACUUGCAAAUUAUUACCAUCAGAAUCUUCCACCAGAUUCUGCAGAACUUGCACCUGCUGCAUCCUCCACAGUCACAGAUAAGGUCAUUGAGGAAGCUGAAGCAACUGAUAUUGGAGAGCUUUCGUCAUCUGUGCCAGGAGUUCAUGACGUUGUUGUGAGUGUACAAAAUGUUUUAAAAAGUGAACUGGAAGCAUCAAAGAAGAAAAUACCUUUACCCAAACCAGUUCCUUCCCCACCAACACCAGUGGCGAUGGCUUCUUCGAAUUCAUCUUCGUCUUGGGAUAUGAUUCUUUCUGGAAUUAUGAGUAACUCUGGUAGUGAUUCCAGUGGUGCAAACCAGUCCACAUACUCAUCCAAUGGUCCGUUUACAAAUGUCACACAAGAACUAAGUGACACUUCAACUGAAUCUUCUUCACAUGUGACACAGAAUAUCACUUUGACUACUACCCAAGAACUUGAUAAUAGUUCAGAAGCUUCACCCAGUAAGAGACCACUAUCUCCUGUGUCCUCAGACACAUCAGAUGUGGAACAAACUGCCAACAAUUCUGUAAGCAUCCACAGUAAUCUGCCAUCUUUGCAUUCUUCAGCAACAUCACAUAUAUCAUCACUAUCACCACCUUCAUCAUCUGUACCAUCUUCACCAACACCACCACCACAACCGUUUUCGUCGUCAUUUUCUUCAUUCUCAUCAUCGUCGCCAUCAUCAUCAUCAUCACCACCACCACCAUCAUCAUCAUCACCAUCACCAUUACCACCACAUUUCUACUCAUCUACCUCAUCAUCACAGUUUAUAUUAGCCUCUUCAUCACCAAAACCUUCAUCUCUCUUACCUUUGAUGUCACAUUCGUCAGUGACACCAUCAUCAACAAUGGUAAAGGUACCAUCCGUACUGUCAUCACCAUCCGAGUCAUCAGAAAUACCACUGUCACUGCAGUCAUUAUCACCAUCAUCAUUACUGUCUGAAGCAUUGUCUACUCAAGCACCGAAACCACAGUCUUCCCCGUCAAACAGUUCAUAUAUCAGUGUGGCAGAAACAAUUACUAAUCCCUCUCUUAUAAUGAAAGACCAAUUGAAUGUAAAAGAAAACAAGCCAUUAAAUUCACAUGAGUCUUAUAGCAAGCCAGCAAUUGGUGACGUUCAAGUAACAUCUACCAGAACGUCAGCAGCCACACAGAAACCAAUUGGCACCACACAUCUUCCUUCAUUAACAUCAAGAAUUCCACCAUCAGCCUCACCACCUGCAGAAAUUGGUUGGUCAGAAACUAGUGUCACAUCGUCUGAAACCCAGUCAUCUCCAUUGUCAUCAAAUAGACCGCCCAGCAUAAUUCCUGUUAAUGACCAAAAUAUUACAUCAUCACAGCAAGUUAGUGGCAUCUCCACACCAGAUCUUUCCCAGAAUCAAUCAGUAGCCGUUGAGAGAACUACAAAUAAUCCUUCAACUAUUGCAACUUUAACAGCAUCAAGUGGUAACAGUGACAAUAUUAAGCUGCCAAAUGAGAACAGUGAAUUACUUCAGCUACCUUCUGCAGAAUCUUUAAAUAAUACUGACGUUCCAACUGCACAAGAAUUUUUCCAUUUGUUCACUUUGGCAAAUAAUGCUUCCUCCACAACUGAAAGUAUUCAGUCUAAAAAACCUACCCAGAGACCAUACAGACCUUCAGAACACAGUACAAUUAUCAAAUCUAGUCCUAGUAGCCCAGUUCCAGCUACAGCUGUGAUCUCUACACAAACACCAGCUACAACCAAAGCUUCACUACAGAGUGGGAAGCCUACAGAGCCCAUCCAAACUACUCCAACUGCCGCAGAUAUCACAAAGAUUAUGAUACAGCCACCUCAUAAUAACAGCAAUUUUGUGCAAACCAGUACUGUCAAUCCAUUGGGAGCAACAAAGCUAAGCUCAGCAGUAAUGAAUAAUGAAAGUGAUGAAGUGUCAACUACAGAAUUACUCAGGACCACCGUAGUAAGUACUAACCCCAUAACAACAACUGUAGUAACAGAGUUACCACUGCCAUCAACAACAUGGAAAAGCAAUGCUGAAAAUCUACUGAUAAAUGCAGGCUCUGAUUUUGUGCCAAUGAGAAUUGAAUCCCCCAUAGGAAUGGUACCAUUACCAACAACUGCCAAUGGGAAUCUGGACAUGCCACCAGAAUUAGCUGAGUCAGUGUUAGGUGUACUAUCUCAGGUUGCUGAUGUAGAAGGUACUGCUACAACAAUUGACUAUGGAGAAAAUGGUUUAUAUAUUUUCAGCAGUAGCACCACAACCACCCAACAUAGCAGUACCAAAGGUGUCAGUUCAACGGAAAGCAACAAUCAUUUAUCCCCAGCCGGUACUCCAAAUGACAGUAACAUCCAGAGCACUGUUACAUCCCUAGAUGACAACAAAAACAAUAGCAACAAUAUCAGAACAACAGCAGACACACUUCCAGAAACAACUGUACAUGCUGUCCCUGAACAGUUGUUUAAUGAGGCAACAUCUUCUCAACCACUGGGCAGUUUGCAUCUGAAGGAAAGUACAAAUGAUGACCAAAUCGCUUUAUUACUUUCACUGGGAAACAGAAGCAAUAUUUAUGAACAAGAUGCAGUAGAAUCUACUACAGUAGAAGCUGAUGGUAACCAUAAUAAGAAUAAUCCAAUGGACUUGAACAAGGUGGACCUAAACAAAGGUGAUAAUAAUUCUGAAGGCCCAUAUAAACUGACAGAAGCAGUGAUAGAAUUAGAAGAUCAAAAGAAGUUGAAUAAAGAAAACACAAAAGAGAAUGUUGCAGAGAGUACAAGCAUAGAAUUAUUAAUGAGUGCUAAUAAUAAUAAUAGUAAUGAGGCCUUGAAGAGUAAUUUUGAAAUUACUGAAAAAGAACCAUACGAUGAGGAAACUGCAAUUAAUGUGUUUGGAGAAACUGAUCCAAAUUCUGAUAUUAAUGUAAUAAUUACGACUGAGGCUGCAGAUGAUAUCACUACUGGAAAUGACAGGACUGAGCAAGGGGAAAGCACAAUAUCCAGUGAUCUCAAAGUGACAACAGAAGAGCCAAAUGUAAGUGCACAUAGAAACAGCAUUAAGACUGAAGCAAAUGUGUUAAGCGCAAGCAAACUUGGUGUCGAGGAAUUUUCCAUAGCAACAGAAGUAGAAGGGCAAUAUAUUGCGGCUACAACUGUUAUACCUGAAAGCAUUAUUUCAAGAGAUGCAAUGCAGUCAUCAGUAGUGACAACAAAGGAGAAUUCAGAAACGUCUACUGUAACAUUAACCAAAUAUAAGAAAGAUGAUACUGAAAUGGGCCAUGAAUCUAUGAAGAGCAACCUUAAUGUUAAACCGAAUGAUGAGUCAAUGGAUGAAAAAAUCAGCACAGAGCAUAUUUCAAUGAUUAAAAAGAAUGAAGCUGAUGAUGAUAUGCAAAGAGUAUCAACAGAAAGCCAUGAAAGUACAACAAAGUUGGAGUCUGAAACAACAGAAGAUGAGACACAGAAAGAAGAGUUAAACACAUCUACUCCUGCCACUGUAGACAUUGAAUUUAUUCAAAGCAUGGAAACAAGAACUGACGUAAAUAUUAUAGACAAAAAGGAUGAAAAUAAGCAUAUUAGUGAAACGACUGUCAUAAGUUUUGCUGAAAACGAUGAAACAACAACAGGUCUGCCUGCUGAAGACAAGAACAAAGAAGCUAUUGGUGAUGAGACAACAUCUUUUGAAAUGACUACAGAAGGCUUCACAGCAGAGGUAACUGUAAGGCAUGAAACCGAAACAACAGCAGCAGAAGAUGAACUCAAUAGCGAUAAUAAGGAGAGUCCAAGCUUUCGAGAGGAUGAACCUCAGGGCACAACUGAUUCACCUGUUACAGAACAUAAAGUAUCAGAAGAAACAACAGCUUUCUCCGAAUCUAAUAUUGUAAAUGGUUUUACGAAAACAUUACUGGAGAAAGGUAGUGAAAGCAGUGUGAAAGAUGUUAAUCAUUGGGAGUCUGAGGUGACUAGCAGUACAGGUUCAUCUGAGAAAGUAACAGAGUCUGAUGUUACAAAAAAAACUGCUGCAAACACGAGUUGGACAAAACUGCCAAAUCUAUCAUUCUCUCAGCAUAAUGAUAAUAAAGUCAUAGACAGAGCUACCGUUAGCAGUACGCGAAAGCCUACUACCACAUCUGCAACAGAAGAUGUCACAACACCCAUUGAAAUCUUAAAAUACAGUGGAUUGAACAAAGAAAAGGUGAAGGAUAACAAGAUCAAAGCAAAGCCUCAGGAACCCCAGCGUCCACAGACAUAUGUCACAGUUGAUCUAGAGCCAGCACCUCAAGAAAACCUGGGCCUUGAAGCGACUUCUGCAGGACUUGAGGAAGAUGUUCGACGUUUUGCUGAACUUUGUAAUGAGUUGGCUUUCCGUCUGUGGGCAUCUGUUACAGCCAAGGGAUUGACAGCAUCAAGGAGUGUGACCAUGUCUCCUUUUGCAGUCACAUCACUUCUUGCCAUGGUGUUCCUUGGGGCACGAGGUCCAACCUCAGGUCAGAUGAAUGAUAUCCUUCGCCUGGAUGACAUGGUUACCUUCAACCCACACCAGGUGUUCAGGAAUGUUACAGAGUCUGUGAUACUUUCCAGGACCCAGGUUGUAGCAACUGCUGCAUUUGUCAGAGAGUUGUACAGUGAUAGGACAAAGGGUAAGCUUCUAGAUUUCUACAAGGAACGGGCUCAACAAUUCUAUGAUGGCCACGUUGAAGAGGUGAAUUUCAGUGCAAUUGGUGAUCUAGUGAGACGGCGCACCAACCUUCUCAUGAAGCGACAGACCCAUGGCAGAGUGCCUGAGUACCUCCGGAGCUCCAACAUCCUGCUGCGGCCACCCCUGGCCGUGUUCAGUGCCAACAUUUUACAGACUGACUGCAGACUGGCAUCCACCGUUGGUCGUGACGGUGAGAUGUAUUUCACAGUGACGCCUGCUAUACGGCAACGUCGGCUUGUUCCUGUUCCUGCAGCCGUGUGGUUCAGCGGUUUCUUGGCUGGAUAUGAACCUGUACUUGAUGCUACAGCAGCAUCAAUAAUCAAUGAUGACUCUGUUGUUAGUCUCGUAAUGGUAUUACCAGGUCAGCAAGGUCAGCAGGCUCCAGGUGAUGGACUUCAGCGUCUUGAGCAACGACUAAUUGAAACCUCAUAUCGCCGUGGGGCUUGGUCACGUUUACUCCGAAGUCUCCUGCCUCGACCAGGGCUUGAACUUCAGAUACCUCGCUUUUCACAUCGUUCUCUGCUUAAUAUGACCUCACCAUUACAGCGGAUGGGUCUCAAGGAUCUGUUCAGUGCUGAACAUGCCGAUCUACGUGGAAUCAAUGGUCUCACAAAUGAUCUGCAUCUGUCAGAUAUUAUUCAAGUGAACACUUUCAGCACAUGUGCUGAAGACGCUAUUGGUUCUCGUCAUCAUGUAGAAGUGUACCCUACGUCCCCACAGCGAUCUGGCAGAGAAGAACUCGAUGAGAAUGCAAAGGAUGGAUCUGUGAAUUUUGAUGAUGUGGAUGACCUGGGACUUUCAUCCCUGCCUCUUGCUCUAAGACCACGCCAGGCAAGACUUCCUGAUGCCCCACGGCUGCGAUUUGAUAGGCCGUUCCUCUAUUUUGUUCGACACAACCCUACAGGACUCAUCCUCCACAUGGGCAGGUUCAACCCACGCCUCUUGCACUGACAAUACCAAUACAGACAAUUCUAAUGAGGAAAUUUUCCCAAAUGGCUAAGAUCCAUGGGAUCAUUUGGGUAGAGUAACACUUCUAUGCCACAGGCUAUUUUUUUUUACAAAAUUCCAAUUACUUUGUAUACUCUCCAGCUUGUACAGUGCGUGUUUUAUUUUCGCUUGAAAUUAUCUUUAUGUGGAAAUAUUUGCCAAUGUAAAACUACUGAUAAUUGACUAAAUUUUAUUAUUUUCUUUGGCAGUUUAAAGACAGACGUCAAUUGAGGUGGACCCCUGGAGUCCAUGCAUCGAUUCAUAAUGUAUAAAUAAUUUAUUAUAAUAUGCUAAAUUUCUUUCAAAAACUCUACAAAAAUGAUAGCUUAAAACCCUGAAACAAACUGAAUUAUGUGUGGAAGAACGCAUUAAAUGAUAUACGUAUUAUACUCUCUUACCCCUAUCAUGCAAGUGCAACACCCAGUACACAUGAACUGUGCUUAGAUUACAUGUUGCCUACACAUUACCAUAAACCCCCACCUAUACAGUAUCUUGGUGUUCUACUGGCUGUAUUUUAUUUAUUAAUAUUUAUAGAGGUCAUGAAAUAGGUGGGGUAUGGGAUUAACUCACAUGAAGUGAACUGUAAGUGAUAGUGGUUACUGGGAUGGUACACCAAUGUGGCUUUUAAAAUUUUCUUGUGGUAGGUUUCACUAAUGUCGAAAUUGACUGUGCAAAAAGUGCUAGAUUUCAUAAGCUGUAUUGGCAAUUAAUAUCGGUCUUGGUGAGACAAAUCAUGAGAUAGAAAUACAAAUGUGUGGUUUUAAAAAGAAACUGUGUGGCUAACACAAGUUUCAUUUUGUGAACUCAUAAGUGACAACAUCAUCAUCUGUAAGCUGUAAGCUUAAAAUGUCAUCUGUAGUAAAAUAAGAUAAAUAAACAAUUAUCCUCU